Messenger RNA from Effrenium voratum, 2879 nucleotides. NCBI's taxonomy places the organism in Eukaryota, Dinophyceae, Suessiales, Symbiodiniaceae. The record is from the annotation of a GenBank genome assembly.
GAAGCAAAGUAAUGCUUGGCCAGGUUAGGCAUGGCGCUUGACCCGGCUUCAGGAAGUUCGCAAGAGAUAGCGGAUAGACUCGAAUGAGGGAAUCCACGAAGCUGUGAACGAAAUUGACUGCAAAGCACACACCUGGCAUCGAGCAUUCUCGCCUACAGCGCCAUGUUGCUGCCCGGUGUUGUGGCCUUCCCCUUACGGCAGCUCUUCAAGCUUGGCCUGAUUAUUAUUCAGGCAGUGUUCCUGCUAUAUUUCAUUUACGCAGCAUACGAUAUCCGCUUGCAUGCAAUCAAGACGUUCGGGCACAUCAUUCAUGAGUUCGACCCGUGGUUCAACUACCGUGCAGCAGAAUACUUAGCUCAGCAUGGCUUGAAGAAGUUCUUCCAGUGGUUCGACUACAUGUCCUGGUAUCCGAUCGGGCGCCCCAUAGGCACCACGAUCUAUCCUGGGAUGCAGAUCUGGGCAGUAGCAAUCUGGGAGGCUCUCAAGCACGUCCCACAAACCAAGGUCUACCUGGCCUUCAUACCUCCCCUGCGUCCACUAGCGAACUGGGCACGAAGGCACGACUGGCCUUUCAUCCCAGCGCCGCUAAAGUCCAGCCUGGAGAUUGGUCCCAUGAGCGUGAACGACAUUUGCUGCAUGAUUCCUCCGUGGUUUGGUUCGCUGGCAUCGAUUUUCACCGGCCUUUUGGCAUAUGAAAUCUCCCGCAGCGUGAAUGCUGGACUGAUGGCCACAGGAAUCAUGGCGAUCAUUCCUGCCCACAUUAUGCGAUCCGUGGGUGGCAAGUUCGACAACGAGGCUGUAGCCAUGACUGCCAUCGUCAUGACGUUUUGGCUAUGGCUCUUGUCCAUCCGUACUCCAAAAUAUUGGCCCAUCGGCAUCUUCACUGGCCUCUCUUACAUUAACAUGGUCGCAGCUUGGGGCGGCUACAUUUUUGUCCUCAACAUGAUUGGCGUCCAUGCUCUCAUGCUGGUACUUCUUGGCCGCUUCAACAGUGGCGUGCACAAGGCCUACUCCAUCUUCUUCUUCGUCGGCACGCUGGGCGCGAUUCAGAUCCCUGUGGUGGGCAUGCAACCCUUGCGGUCCCUGGAGCAGAUGGGGCCUCUCUUGGUCUUCAUUGGCUAUCAGGUACUGGCCUUUUCCGAUUUCAUGCGCCACAAGAAGAAGAUGGGCACCAUGGAAUUCGUCAAAUUCCGCAUCAUGAUGUGUAUCCUCGCAGGCCUUGCUUUGAUUGUGGUUGCUGUUCUGCUGUAUCCCACCGGGUAUUUUGGCCCGCUGUCCUCGCGCAUCCGCGGACUCUUCGUGAAGCACACCAAGACAGGCAACCCGCUCGUCGACUCCGUGGCAGAGCACCAGCCAGCCAAUCCAAGGAUAUACGCAACUCACCUGGGCUUGCCCCUGGACUAUGCGCUGCUGGGUGGCCUCAUUUGCCUGUUCCACCGCAAUAAUGGCUUCUAUUUCAUGUGCCUCUAUGGGUUCAUCGCCUCGCAUUUCUCGGGCAAGAUGUCCCGCUUGGUGCUGAUUUGCGGCCCUAUCGUCUCUGUGACUUGUGGAAUUUGGUGCGGCUUCCUUUUGGACCAGGUCCUUGAACCGUUCCUUCUUCUGCUCGGCAAGAAGGGCUUUGUCGCGAAGAAACUUUCACCAGCUGGAAAUGCUCCACCCGUGUCUGGAGAUGGGAAGUCGGGCAAAGCGGGCAAGACAGACAAGGCCAAGCCUGCUCGAAAGGAGGGUAAAGAUGGCAAGGAAGCGAAGAGGCAGGACAACAUUGAGUUGGAAGAGUAUGAAGAGGAGUUCCGGCCGGGUGGCGCGAUGCAAAUAAAGAGAAUGGUGAAGAGCUACUACGUGAAUAUGUAUUCCGAGGGCAGCCUGAAAGACUUCCAGAUCUUCCGUGAAAAGCUGGAUACCAGCCUUCCCUUGGUGCUGCUGCGUGCUGUUGCGGCUGUGGCCUUUGUUUUCUACAUGCUGACGCUCAGUGGCAUGAGGACAGCCGUGCCUGAGUACAUCGAGCAUUGCAAAACCAUCGGGGAGCACGUGGCAAGCCCCACCGUGAUGUAUGCGGUGAAGCAAAAGGACGGGAGCAACUACAUUGUUGAUGACUACUACAAAGGCUACAAGUGGAUUGAGGCAAACACACCCGAAGAUUCAAGAGUGAUGGCAUGGUGGGACUACGGCUAUCAAAUCACCGGCAUUGCCAACAGGACCACCAUUGCAGAUGGCAACACUUGGAACCACGAGCAUAUUGCCACGCUGGGGCGCACGCUCACCAGCGAGGUGAAGCGUGCGCACAAUGCGAUUCGGCACCUGGCGGACUACGUGCUAGUUUGGGGCGGUGGACAGCGGGAUGACCUGGGGAAGUCACCACAUCUUGCCAGGAUCGGGAAUUCGGUAUUUCCAGACCAUUGUGGAGACGACGAUCCCAAAUGCAUGAAAUUUGGCUUUUACCAAGACCGGUCGCCAACACCCAUGAUGGAAAAGUCGCUCCUGUACAAACUUGUGGAGCACAACGUCAAGAAAGGAGUCAAAGUCAAUGAGAAGUACUUCAAACAUGUCCACACCACCAAACAUGGCCUGAUGCGAAUUUACGAAGUGCAGAACGUCUCACAGGAAAGCAAAGACUGGGUCGCGGAUCCAAAGAAUCGGCUGUGUGAUGUACCUGGCUCAUGGUAUUGUCCGGGGCAGUACCCGCCCGCUCUUAGCAAGCUCAUAUCGAAGAGGCGCAAUUUUGCACAGAUCGAGGACUUCAAUCGCAAGGGGGAGAAAAGCGCCUACACGCGCCUCAUCGAGAAGGAGAAGGGCGAGCUCUGAACUGGAGACAAGAGCUGAAAUGAAACCGGAAGGCAUGUUGCUCACAAAUUGUUUGGAGUGGUGGAAGUUAUUGAACC